Prorocentrum cordatum is the source of this 2637-nucleotide messenger RNA. Lineage: Eukaryota; Dinophyceae; Prorocentrales; Prorocentraceae. The record is from the annotation of a GenBank genome assembly.
AUGUUCGGGGGGGUGGCCCCGGGUUCAAACGCGCCACCGGAUGUUCCCAAGGCAAGCGCCCGUGAAACGCGCUCCCUCAUAGGUCUUGACCCCUCCUCCCCGAGGCCAGUAUGUCAUCCUGGGCGCAGAGGAUUGACCGUCCCGAACCCGUCGCUAAUCCACGCCCCCUUAAUCCAUGUUCGCGAUCGCCUGAUCCUCCUAUCCCCAAACCACAGGAGCUUUGUUCUUGGGACCCCCCACACUGCAAUUUCGUACCCAGAAUCGACCCACGCCCCCCUCCUGGCCCCCCUCCUGGCCUCGGCAUCCCCAAACCACGAAAGCUUUGUUUUUGGCACCACCCACCCCGCAAUUUCGCGCCCAGAAUCGACCCGCGCUCCCCUCCUGCCCCCCCCCUCCCUGGCGGCCUGGAGAUGGCCCCUUCUGGGCCGAAGUUGGGCAAAAACGCCGGGAUCGAACAGCCAUCAACCCGCCCGAAGCGCGUGGGAGGUCGUCGUCGACGUCGUUCCAGGUGGACGAGCAAGGGCCGUUCCCGAUAGGCGGCCAUGCACCCAUGGGGUGAUACCUAAGCCUCUCCAGCACACGGCGGCUCGAGUAGCCCCCCCCUGUGGCGAGGGCGAGGGCGAGUCGAAGACGGUCGCCGUCAUCGGAGGCGGCCUCGCUGGCCUGGCCUGCGCCAAGUACCUCGUCGACGCAGGAGCGAGCGAAAGUUGCCUGUGGAUGCCGAGAGGCCACAAGCCCGUGGUGCUGGAGGCGCGGGACCGGCUUGGCGGCAAGGUGUCGGCCUGGCAGGACGAGGACGGCGAUUGGAUCGAGACUGGCCUGCACAUCUUCUUCGGCGCCUACCCCAACAUGAUGAAUCUGUUCUCCGAGCUGGACAUCGAGGAGCGCCUGCAGUGGAAGCGUCACCAGAUGAUCUUCGCCAUGCAGGAGCUGCCCGGGGAGUUUACCACCUUCGACUUUCUGGAGGGAAUCCCCGCGCCAUUUAAUUUCGGCCUGUCGAUCCUACUUAACCAGAAGAUGCUCACGCUCCCCGAGAAGCUGCAGUGCGCCCCCGCCCUGCUGCCAAUGCUCAUCGAGGGCCAGAAGUUCAUCGACCUUCAGGACGAGAGGUCAACUCUGGAGUUCAUGGAAAAGUACGGCAUGCCCGACAGGAUCAACACUGAGGUGUUCAUCGCAAUGGCCAAGGCGCUCGACUUCAUCGACCCGGACAAGCUCUCGAUGACCGUCGUGCUCACGGCCAUGAACCGGCAGGUUCACGACGAGGGCUGGCUGCUCCAGGGCAACCAGACCUUGCGGCUCUGCGAGCCGCUCAAGGAGUACAUCGAGGCUCGCGGGGGUGAGAUUCGCUGCGGUGUCCCUCUGGACUCUAUCGUCACCGAGGAGGACGGCUCCGUGAAGCACUUCUUGAUGCGGGGCGGGGAGGUGGUCACGGCGGACGAGUACGUCACCACGGUGCCUUGUGACAUCAUGAGGCGAAUCCUGCCGAGGGCGUGGUCGACGAUGCCCUUUUUCCGCCAGAUCGACCAGCUCGAGGGCAUCCCGGUGAUCAACAUACACCUCUGGUUCGACCGCAAGCUCCUCAAUGUCAACCAUCUCUGCUUUAGCCGCAGCCCCUUGCUCUCCGUGUACGCCGACAUGAGCACCUGCUGCAAGGAGUAUUACGACGAAGACAAGUCGAUGCUGGAGCUCGUCUUCGCGCCGUGCUCGCCCCUCGCUGGUGGAAGUGUCAACUGGAUCGCCAAGUCUGACGAGGAGAUCGUCGAGGCGACCAUGACGGAGCUGGAGCGGCUCUUCCCCACCGAGAUCGGCUCGCACCUGCCAGGAGGAGGCGCCAAGCUGCGCAAGCACGCCGUGGUCAAGGUGCCCCGCAGCGUCUACGCCGCGAUCCCGGGCAGGAACAAGUACCGGCCUUCGCAGGAGACGCCCAUCAAGAACUUCACGCUCUCAGGCGACUGGACCAGCCAGAAGUUCCUGGGCAGCAUGGAGGGUGCCGUGCUGUCCGGGAAGCUGGCCGCCGAGGUGAUUGCCUGCAAGGCGGCGGGGCAGCCGACGCAGGGUCUGAAAGAGAUCGAGCCCCACAUUCUCAGCCAGAGCUUCGAGCCGCGGGACCCCAAGGUCAUCAAAGGCAACGACGCGAUCAAUUUUGGCGGGGGACAAGUGCUUGGCAACAAGUUCAAGGCAAAGUUGGAAGAGCAGGACGCUGCGCAACUGGUCCCCGCGUGAGGCGACGGCGCGAGACGGCACUGCUCCUUCAAUCACUCCUCGUUUCCAGGCGAGCUAUGUUUAGUGGUUUCACUGCUGAGUUUUUCAACCUAUCCUCUGCAAAGGCGCCGAGCUGUGUCUCGAGCCUCAGUUUUCUUCGGCCAAGCAGUGCAGUUGGACAGUCUCUUCAGGACCAUCUCGUCGCGGGCAUCGUCACGGCAGACACGGGUAUCCUUGCCGCUGCCACGUGCAUCCACGGCGAGCGCCAGGCCACCGCCCUCUGUCGGCAGUGCGAAAGUUGCCUGCCCGCGCGCGGCACUUCCAACUUGCAUGCGGCCCUGGGGCCCCUCCUCAGCGCGGUCAGCGCCUGCAGCUCGGAGGGCCCCCGCGCGUGUUCGCGGGCAGUCGGCGGCGCGGUUCCUGCCUGCCCGAAAA